AUGAAAUCAACAUCGUUUGUUGUUAUCCUGCUAACAAAUGCCCUAAUUUCUCUAAGUGCUCAACCAGUGAAGACUGGAAGCAGGCAUCAACUGAUCGGUGUCAUCGAGGAGCUCAAUGAAAAAUUGCAAAUACAAUGGAAUUUAUGGCUGACAACAGAAGUUAAUGAGGAUUUGGAGGAAGUGUUUAGGGCAAUUGAAAUGCCGAAAUUCUUAAUGCUUGCAAAUGCUGCAAUGGGAGAAAGUCAUAUUGCAAGCCAACAUGGCCACAAACUGAUGACAAUAGCUCAGGUGAUUGGCGAAGGGGUACAACAAAGAGAAAGCAACAGAAAGCAGUUGGAGAGCUUGGUCCAAGGCCUGUUGCCCACUUUACAGCAUGGAGAUUUUUUUUGGAUAUAUCAAAAUGCCAGCGAAGAGGAUUUGCUUAGAUUUGCCAACAGCCAUUGGAUGUUGGGAUACAUGAACAGCCUUUACUUUGUCAAUGGCUAUUUGUACUCAUAUGCGCCAGCACCACAGAUCCAAGUGAAACAGCUUGAGAAGGUCAGCGCCUAUUGGCAGCGACCCCCUUUAAGGGACUUUCAACAUUAUCCCUUAACAACUGCAGUUGUACAGCAUCCUCCAGGUUGUUAUCGUUACACAAAUCGCCAUGGUAAGAUUAUUGCCACGGGUACAUACUGGAAGCCUUUGGAAUUAUUCGCCCAGACCUUUAACUUUGAACUCCAAGAGUAUGCCUACAACUCUUUUGAUUAUGAGGCCAUUGUUCAGGCUGUCACAGAGCAGAAAGUAGACAUUGUGCCCCUGGGCUUGUAUGGCUGGGAGAACCUAAAUAGAAGUAGGAUUAUGAGGCACAUGAACUAUUUCCUCAUCGUACCUUCACCGAAACUGCUCAGCAAAGAGUUCUAUUUCUCUCUACCUUUCCGCAAAGAGCUGUGGAUUUUCAAUUAUCUGCUGUUAAUGGGAACAUCGGCUGUCAUAUCCUACAUCGUAUUCCGAGAUAAUCGUCUCAAACGCUUGGACUACCUUAAAACGCUUUUGUACAUUCACAAUUGUUUAUACUUUCAGUGUCAUUUUCAUGUCAAAGUCAAGGGCACAAUCCUUAGAAUCCUGGUUAUAGCCUCAAUUUUCUAUGGCUUCGUUUUGAUUAACUUGUAUCAGGCCAGACUCUCAAGUAUUUUGACCGUUAACAUCUACGAACCGAAAAUCGAAAACCUGGAGGAUUUGAGGUCAACCAAUUUGAACUUUAUGGCAAGUAAAUCGAAUAUAAGGCAUAUGAAGACACUACCUGACGUUCCGGCUAUUAUUUUGGAACGUCUUAAGUUGGCUGACUAUAAUUUUCUUUACAAAGCUAUGCAUGACCUAAACAACUCAUUUGUCCAGGGAGGCCUGGACAGCACACUGAAAUUUGCUCUUUUCCAGCAAAAAUAUCUGUCGAAACCCCUGAUGCACAAGCUCGAUAUCGUCAUCUACCAAACACCGGUCUACUUCACUGUGCGCUAUCAAUUGCCCUAUAUAGAGACGUUCAAUCGAUUUUUGGGUCUUUUAAUGUCAUCGGGUUUGAUAGCGAAAUUCUUAGAUGAAUCAUUGUGGGAAGGGAUUUACAGUGGAGAAAUACGCUUCCUAAGAGAUGAGAAUUCUGCAAAAGGAUGGCUGAAUUGUGAGUAUUUUAAAAGUCCUCUGUUCAUAUGGUCCCAUGGCAUGCUAUUGUCUUUCUUUGUAUUUGUGUGUGAAGUCCUGAUACAUCAGUAUCAAAUACGGCGAGGAAACUAA
Stomoxys calcitrans (stable fly) is the source of this 1764-nucleotide messenger RNA. RefSeq lists its product as uncharacterized. The record is from RefSeq and is a predicted model, not a curated record. The transcript has a single exon. Gene Ontology annotation, molecular function: ligand-gated monoatomic ion channel activity. NCBI's taxonomy places the organism in Eukaryota, Metazoa, Arthropoda, Insecta, Diptera, Muscidae. Gene Ontology annotation, cellular component: membrane. The coding region runs from base 1 to 1764 and encodes 587 amino acids.